GCGUCCUUGACGUGUGCUUCCGGCGGCUUUCACGCUGGUUGCUCAGUCUCUGGGAUCACGGGGCUACUGUAGUGGGCACUGAACCGGUGGGUCACGGACCCAGGGAGCUAGAAGUCCACCUAUUUGAGCCUUGCAAUCUCUAACCAUGGACCGGGACCUUCUGCGGCAGUCACUGAAUUACCACGGGCCGUCACUGCUGUCCCUGCUUCGUACCGAACAGCUGGACAAUUCGCACUUCCGGAGCCUCCUGGGUUCGGCAGCCGAGUGUGCCAGGGGCCCGCCGCAGCCGCAGCCGUUACAGGGCAGAAAAGAGAAAAGAGUCGACAACGUUGAAAUACAGAAAUUCAUUUCCAAAAAAGCGGAUCUGCUCUUUGCACUUUCGUGGAAAUCAGAUGCACCUGCAACAUCUGAAGUUAAUGAAGACAAUGAAGAUUCUUAUGCAGUUAUGCCACCUUUAGAGCAAUUCAUGGAAAUACCUAGUAUGGAUCGGAGAGAGCUGUUUUUUCGAGAUAUAGAGCGUGGAGAUAUAGUGAUUGGAAGAAUAAGUUCCAUUCGGGAAUUUGGGUUUUUCAUGGUGUUGAUUUGUUUAGGCAGUGGCAUCAUGAGAGAUAUAUCUCACUUAGAAAUCACAGCUCUUUGUCCGUUAAGAGAUGUGCCUUCUCACAGUAACCAUGGGGACCCUUUAUCAUAUUACCAGACUGGUGAUAUCAUUCGAGCUGGAAUCAAGGAUAUUGACAGAUACCAUGAAAAGCUUGCAGUAUCUCUCUAUAACUCGUCUCUUCCACCACACCUAUCUGGUAUUAAAUUAGGUGUAAUUAGUUCUGAAGAGCUUCCUUUGUACUACAGGAGGAGCAUUGAACUAAAUAGCAAUUCUUUGGAAUCCUAUGAUAAUAUCAUGCAGAGUUCCUUGGGAUUUGUUAAUCCAGGAGUAGUUGAAUUCCUUCUAGGAAAACUAGGAAUAGAUGAAUCUAAUCCACCAUCUUUAAUGAGAGGCCUACAAAGCAAAAAUUUCUCUGAAGAUGACUUUGCUUCUGCAUUAAGAAAGAAACAGUCUGCAUCUUGGGCUUUAAAAUGUGUGAAGAUUGGAGUUGAUUAUUUUAAGGUUGGGCGCCAUGUAGAUGCCAUGAAUGAAUACAAUAAGGCUCUGGAAAUAGACAAACAAAAUGUGGAAGCUUUGGUAGCCCGUGGAGCAUUAUAUGCAACAAAAGGAAGUCUGAACAAAGCAAUAGAAGAUUUUGAGCUUGCAUUGGAAAACUGUCCAACUCACAGGAAUGCAAGAAAAUACCUCUGCCAGACGCUUGUAGAAAGAGGAGGGCAGUUAGAAGAAGAAGAAAAAUUUUUAAAUGCUGAAAGUUACUAUAAGAAAGCUUUGGAUUUGGAUGGCACUUUUAAAGAUGCAGAGGAUGCUUUACAGAAGCUUCAUAAAUAUAUGCAGAAAUCUUUGGAAUUAAGAGAAAAACAAGCUGAAAAGGAAGAAAAGCAGAAAACAAAGAAAAUAGAAACAAGUGCAGAAAAGUUGCGUAAGCUUUUAAAAGAGGAGAAAAGGCUAAAGAAGAAAAGAAGGAAAUCAUCAUCUUCUUCAAGUGUUUCUUCUGAUGAUGAAUCAGUUUCUUCUUCAUCAUCAUCUUCCUCUUCUGGUCAUAAACGGCAUAAGAAACAUAAAAGGAACCGUUCAGAGUCUUCUCGAAGUUCCAAAAGGCAUUCAGCUAAGGCAUCCUCACAUCACAUAGAUGAGACUAGGAAAGAUGAGUACUUCCCAGUUCCAGCCAAUACAUCAGCAUCUUUUCUUAACCAAAGACAAGAAAUGGAAAAACUACUGGAAAAGCAAGAUAGGGUACCAUCUGAAAAGAAACAGGCAAAAGAGAAAGAUAGAUGUCCUGUCUCUUCCUCAUCAGUUGAAAUUCCGGAUGAUUUUGGAGGUAGGUCCGAAGAUCCAAGAGAUUUUUAUAAUACCGAUAAAACUCAGGCAAGUAGUAGCAAAACAGAAAAACCAUAUAAAUAUGAAAGACAUUUUUCUAGUAGAAGAGAUUCCUCAGAUUCCUUCUCUAAGAAUCCAGAAGACAAGUUAAAAAUUUAUGGUUAUAGAAAAUGUGAAAAAGAUACAGAGGGAAGAAAAGAGCACUAUAGAAAAUGGGAGCCAGGCUCCGUGAGGUAUUCCACUUCACCAGCAAGCUCAGACCACUCUUCAAAGUCCGUUGAAAAAUAUAAAAAAUAUUACGGAUCACGUGAUUUCAGUAGACAUGAACAAAGAUACCAGUUAAGUAAAAAUCAUAGAGAAUAUGAAAGAGAGGAUAAUUAUGAGGAGGAUAUUAAAACUGAGGUUCCUGAAAAAGAUGAGCUAAAUAGCAAAGAGCAUUCAGACAGUGGAGUUAGAAAAAAUUUACCUCAGAAUUUACUUAAUAUAUUUAAUCAGAUAGCUGCAUUUGAGAAAGAAAAAGGAAAUAAGCAAAAAAGUUAAUAUGCCAAGGGAGUCAGCACUAUUAUUUAAAGGCUAUUAAUACAAGUUUUGGGUCUUUUAGUUAUAACAGUCCAGUGCAGAAAUCUUCUAAAGUUAUUCGUAGAUACUAAAGAAAGCAAAUAAUUUUUAGCUAUUGUCAUAUAGUUGUUUUAGUUGUUGGUCCCCUUUCACAGCUUGAUUUGUAGGCUUUAAUAUAUAUAUUUAUGUAUAGUAUUUCUUACUUUGGUGACUUAAACUUCAAGAUAAUUCUCUGAGUGUUUCUUAAUUGUAUUAUGGUAUAUGAGAAUUCCUUGAAUCGACCUUAUCCUGCUGUUUGAGAAAAAAUUAAAUUUGUGCACUGAACAUUUGGGUUGUUGUCAUCAAAAAUGAUUUCAUUCUCUUCUCUGUUAAGAGCCCCCAACUUUGAAAGAUACAUUUAAAUAUUCUUUAAGUAAUACUCUAUAUUAAUUUUUUACUAACUUUUAAAAUGGUACAUAGAUUAUCUUGUCUAAUUGGCUUCUAAAGCCAAAUUCAAUUUAAAAAAGACUAUACCAGCUUAACAAAUAUCUUAGGAAUAAAGCAUGAAAAUUGAAUAGGAGUCCAUUUCUAUUUUUCUUUAUUCCUUUCUUUUUGUUUCUUCCUCUCCCCCUCCCUCUUCUCUUCCUCCUCCUACUCUCCCCCUCUCUUUCUAUUUAUUUACUUACCUACUUUAUUGCUUAGCAGUAUAGCCCUAAGAAAAAAUUUUAAAUAUUGGCAAGACUUUAGAGACUACAUUCUGGGCAAGAAUGGAUCAGAAUAGAAAAACAGUACUUUAGCAAAAGCAGUUAGCAGUAGCAAGAAAAGCACACUAUAAAUCUGGUUUUCUCUAGCAAGAAAGAAAACUAGGAACUCCUAGUAUUGCACAUGUCCGUCCAGUUUGGAGCCCACUGGUCAUGUUUUUAAAUAGCCUAGAGCUGGCCUGCACUUUGGCUUUUCUUCCUUGACACCUGCUUCCCCCGAUGCCUCUUCUCUCAGAGUCUGAAUAAAUGACUAGGCCAACAAAGGCUGGAUUUAUUCAGAAGAAAUUCCCAGCAACUGGUGCUGAAGAAAGGAUGGGUUGUAUGGAUCGUCCCCAAAUUAUUGAAAGCAAUAUAGUUUAUUAUUUGGGAGAUACAGAUAGGAGUGAUAGGUAUUGUGUUUAUGGUGGCUUUUAGAAUCUUUCGAAUUAAUGGGCCUUUAAGAUUAUCAUUCAUGAUACUGGAUGGAUAGGUUGGGGGAUAGGUGAGUAUCCAUCUACAGAGGUCUAAGUAUGAUUGAGGAGGAAGACACUUUCAGUCAUUGUUUUGUCUGACUAUUCUUGCCAAUAGUAAAAUACCAAAACUUUCGAGUAUAACUGGGUAUGUACUAUUUGUGACCUUUGGACUUCAGUGAUGGGAGCUUAAUGAUUUAGCUAAAGUUUUUGCAAUGCAACAGGAAGAAACUGGUCAAAGACAGUCAGUAGUAGCAAGAGGAAUUAGUCACUCAGACAUCAGUCUUUGUACCAAGAAACUCACAUUAAAAAAAUUUUUUUAUUGUAGUUUUUCCAUUACCAUUUAGUGCCCUUAUACCAACUUUCCCCUCCCCACCAAAAUCAACACACUGUUGUCCAUGUCCAUGAGUCAUUUUUCCUCAAUCCUUCCACCCUCUCAUCUCUCCCACCCCCUUUUAGCUGUCAUCCCGCUGUCCAUCUAUAUAUGGGUCAAUCUCUAUUUUGCUUGUUAGUUCCAUUUGUUCGCUAGAGUCCACAUAUGAGUGAAAUCAUACAGUAUUGGUCUUUCUCUGGCUGGGUCAUGUUCUGCAGGUCCCUCUACACUGUUGCGAAGGGUAAAAUUUUUUUUACAGUCAAGAAGUAUUCUGUUGUGUAAAUGUCCCAUAGUUUUAUCUAUUCGUAUACAGAGGGACACUUGGGCUGCUUCCAUAUCUUGGUGAUUGUAAAUAAUGCUGCAGUGAACAUACAGGUGGUUACAUUCUUUCAAAUUGGUGUUUUCGGUGCCUUCGGAUAUAUUCCCAGAAGUGGGAUUGCCUGGUCAAAAGGAAGAUCCAUUUUUAAUUUUUUGAGGUUAUCUCUAUAUUGGUUUUCAUACUGGCUACACCAGUCUGUAUUCCCAUAACAGUGCAAAAGGAUUGCCCUUUCUCCACACCCUCGCCAGCACUUCUUUGUUGGAGUAUUGACAAUAGACAUUCUGACAGGUGUGAGAUGGUGUAUCCUUGUGGUUUUAAUUUACAUUCUCUGAUAAUUAGUGAUGUUGAGCAUUUUUUCAUAUGUCUAUUGUCCAUCUGUAUGUCCUCUUUGAAGAAUUGUCUACUCAGGUCUUUUGCCCUUUUUUUUUAAUUGGGUUGUUUUUUGGUAUUGAGUUUUAUAAGUCCUUUAUAAAUUUUGUAUAUUAACCCUUUUUCAGAUGUAUUGGAGAAUAUGUUCUCCCAUUCUUUGUGUUGUCUUUUUAUUUUGUUGAUGUUUUCCUUUGUUUUGCAAAAACUUUUUUAGUUUGAUGUAGUCCUAUUUAUUUUUUUUUUGUUUCUGUUGCCUGAGGAGAUAUAUCAGAAAAAAUAUUGCUAUGAGCAGUGUCCAAGAUUUUGCUUGCCUAUGUUUUCUAUGAUUUUUAUGCUUUCGGGUCUAACAUUUAAGUCUUUGAUCCAUUUUUAAUUUAUUCUUGUGUGUGGUAUAAGAAGGUCAUCUAGUUUCAUUUUGCUGCACAUAUUUGUCCAACUUCCCCAACACCAUUUAUUGAAUAAGCUAUCUUUAACCCAUUGUAUGUGCUUGCUUCCUCUGUGGAAUAAUAAUUGACUAUAAACAGAAAGAAACUGGUCAAAAACAAUAGGUAGUAUCAGGAGGAGGUAGUCACUUGGAUAUUCGUCUUUGCACCAAGAAAUUCAUCUUAAAAGAGUCCUCAGUUUCUGUGUAUUGAGAGCUACACAGUGGCUCUACAUAGUGUUAUCACUACAUAGUGGUGCGUCUAAGAGCCCUUGGCCCUUAGGAAUUCCUAGUACAACUUCAGAAUUUUACAUACAUGAUUUUUACUUAAUUUAUUCAAGCAUCACUAUCAACCAGCACUGUAAUUUCCCAGAGCAUCUUUGUGGGUGGCUUACUGUUACAUUUGGAUACCAAAAACAUCAGGAUAGUACCUUAUACAAUAGCUGGUAUGAACUCCAUCUAGCCUGGAGCUGCUUUCCUGGGACAUAGUAAACUUAAGCAGAGUACACACACCACCUCAGCAAAAAAAUAGUUUGGGAUGUAUACUUGUCAAGAAUACCUAAUGAUACCUUCAAUUUUUUCCCUUACCAUCAUUAUGUCUCUAGUUUAUAUAUACCCAGGCUGUGUCCUGGUUUCCAUAAGAAAGCUUUAGCUAAACCUUUGGUAACUGUUACUCCCUAUAAGGAAAGAAGCACAGAGAACUAACUUUCCCAAGGUCACAGAGCUAGUAAGAUACAAUCCCUGUCUUCAACAGUAUGUAAUAUUAUUUUAAGUUUGAAGUAAUUUACAAAGAAAUAUAGGCAGAAAAUAACUUCCAACAUGACUAUCAGAUUACUCAGUUUUUAGAUCUUACAAAAUAAAAUCCCAUGCAUUAGAAUGAUAUUUCAGCCAAAAACUUGUUAACCAGCUUUUUUACCCAUCUUAUUCAUGUGACCUAGAAAUACCAUUGCUGGUUAUUUCUGAAAUUAGUAAUAUUUUCAAAUAAUGAUCAAACAGAUUUAAUGCCACUACUACCUUUCAAAAGAGACUACAAAUAACAGUUCUAAACAGUGACAAUUAUAAAUAUUUUUCCCACAGUUUGAAGGAGACAGUACGCAAGUAUUUAGAUUCUAAUACAUUUAUUUGAAAACUAGUAACAUUGUACUCAUACUCCACAGUAUUACAAGA
Molecule: messenger RNA, 6314 nt
Organism: Artibeus jamaicensis (Jamaican fruit-eating bat)
Lineage: Eukaryota; Metazoa; Chordata; Mammalia; Chiroptera; Phyllostomidae
Gene: TTC14
Product: tetratricopeptide repeat domain 14
Exons: 12
Coding region: 146-2458 (770 amino acids)
Molecular function (GO): protein binding; nucleic acid binding
Source: RefSeq, a predicted model, not a curated record